AUGACUUUACAACUUAAAGGAUAUGGCCAUGUCAUCCUUUUUACCGGUGAAACAGGAAAAAAAGAGAUUAAUACCCUUUUUAACGGGUCACAAGAAAACAAUGUAUUGUUGUUGGGAAAGUGGGAUAAGAUGAAUUUGGAAAACAUGGUAAUGGUGUUGAAUUGUUUCUUCAUGGUUUCGGGUUUGAAGGUGAACAUUCAUAAAUCAAAAUUGUAUGGUGUAGGGGUUAUUUAUAACCAAGUAGAGGAGAUGGUGAAGGUUACUGGCUAUGCUCCUGGGAAAUUGCCUUUUAAAUAUCUGGGCCUUCCAGUGGCAGAAAAUACAUCUAGGGUUCGUAGUUGGCAAGGAAUUAUUGAUCACUAUAAAAAGAAGUUAGCCUCGUGGAAACUGAAAAUGUUGUCUAUAGGUGGGCGUUCCAUGCUUCUUUCCUCCGUUCUUGGGUCGUUGGGAUUAUACUUUAUGAUUAUGUUUCUGAUGUCGGUUCAAGAUUUAGUUAUUGCUCCUAAGGACCAAGGUGGGGUUGGAAUCGGUAGUUUGGAGUGUUUUAACUAUGCACUCCUUCAGAAGUGGAGAUGGCGUUUUCUCACUAAAUCGAAUUCCUUGUGGCGUAAGGUUAUUAUUGCACUUCAUGGUAAUUGUUCGCAUCCUCAUUUUGGUAGGUCUAGUCCUGGAAAUGGCGUGUGGGGUCGUAUUAUGAAAUCUUGGGAUAUAAUGAACGAUAAAGAUGUAAUUCCUUACUCUAUGGCUCUUAGAAAGAUUGGAGAUGGAAAUUCUACUGCUUUUUAG
Lactuca sativa (garden lettuce) is the source of this 786-nucleotide messenger RNA. RefSeq lists its product as uncharacterized. The record is from RefSeq and is a predicted model, not a curated record. Lineage: Eukaryota; Viridiplantae; Streptophyta; Magnoliopsida; Asterales; Asteraceae.